Messenger RNA from Bubalus bubalis (water buffalo), 840 nucleotides. Its product is annotated as interferon alpha-H-like. Bases 1 to 570 code for a protein of 189 amino acids. The record is from RefSeq and is a predicted model, not a curated record. Gene Ontology annotation, biological process: cytokine-mediated signaling pathway; natural killer cell activation involved in immune response; B cell differentiation. Lineage: Eukaryota; Metazoa; Chordata; Mammalia; Artiodactyla; Bovidae. Gene Ontology annotation, molecular function: type I interferon receptor binding; cytokine activity. Gene Ontology annotation, cellular component: extracellular region. The transcript has a single exon.
AUGGCCCCAGCCUGGUCCUUACUCCCGGCCCUGCUGCUGCUCAGCUGCAAUGCCAUCUGCUCUCUGGGCUGCCAUCUGCCUCACACCCACAACCUGGCCAACAGGAGGGUCCUGACACUCCUGCGACAACUGAGGAGGGUCUCCCCUUCCUCCUGCCUGCAGGACAGAAAUGACUUCGCAUUCCCCCAGGAGGCGCUGGGUGGCAGCCAGUUGCAGAAGGCUCAGGCCAUCUCUGUGCUCCACGAGGUGACCCAGAACACCUUCCAGCUCUUCAGCACAGAGGGCUUGGCCACCACGUGGGACCAGAGCCUCCUGGACAAGCUCCGCGCUGCACUGGAUCAGCAGCUCACUGACCUGCAAGCCUGUCUGAGGCAGGAGGAGGGGCUGCGAGGGGCUCCCCUGCUCAAGGAGGACGCCAGCCUGGCUGUGAGGAAAUACUUCCACAGACUCACUCUCUAUCUGCAAGAGAAGAGACACAGCCCUUGUGCCUGGGAGGUUGUCAGAGCACAAGUCAUGAGAGCCUUCUCUUCCUCAACAAACUUGCAGGAGAGAUUCAGGAGAAAGGACUGACACACACCUGGUUCAACAUGGAAAUGAUUCUCAUGGACCAACAGACCACACUUCCUCCUGCACUGCCAUGUGGAAGACUCAUUUCUGCUGUCAUCAUGGCCUGAAUUGAUUCAAUUUGUCGAAUAUUUCCUGGAAUAUUAAGUGACAUUAUGUUCUACUCUACAGGCACUUGGUCCUCACAGAUGCUGAAGCUGAUCUAUCUACUUAUUCACUACCUGGACCAUUAUUUAUGUCUUUUAGUAUUUAUCUAUUUAUAAAUAUUUAAGUGAU